Messenger RNA from Amoebophrya sp. A25, 2203 nucleotides. The record is from the annotation of a GenBank genome assembly. Lineage: Eukaryota; Dinophyceae; Syndiniales; Amoebophryaceae.
GUAAAAUUCACUAAAAUAAUUGUCUCGAUGAAAAUAUCCUUCCUGACGAUAGAAACAAGAAAUCAGUAAUUUCUACCUCUGACUACGUCUCGUGGUGGGAAAGUUCUUAAAAAAGUAGCGAAGUUGAAUAGCGAGUCUAAGUUGGCUUGUCGCGAUUGUUUUUAGACGGAGUCUUAACAUCAACGAGGGACACAUUUUAUGCCUCAUCGCUCCUAGCACCAGCCUGGUUCUUCGAGCUACUGGGCUAGGAGAUAUCGACUUUUACGAGAAAGCAGGGAUUAACCUGAAGCGAAGCGCGUUUUUGCUUUGAUACUCUGAGGCUGCCUUAUACUAGCUGGCACGACGAUACGAGUGCCAGGAGAGAAUCUUCGCGAAGACAGAGAACUAGAGGAAACAGACGAUCUCCGGUCUUGUUGUGCUAACCCGAGAUCAGAUCUCCUGCUGAUUUACCACAGGCACGGGCGAGAACAAGAGAACGAAAAAGCUUACAAGAUCACUUCUAACCCAAAAGUACACGAAGAACCAGUUACCAGCGUGCAACAUGUUGUGCACCUUGUUCAUCUAGGACAUCAUCGUGGUCAACAUCGUCCACAACGAACCCUCAACAUUAUCUCCUUCAACCUCAAGAAACACCAAAAAUAAACAGUCAACAUGGUAUCCCGUGAGCUGACAGAUGAACAAUUGCGUGAUGCUUACACAGUGUAUGAGAAGGGCUAUGAGUGCGCAGUGUCCAGCGACGACGCCUUAGAAUUGGCCCUUCAGGCUUUGUGCCUCGAUCCAAAGAAAUACCUCAAGCAAGUCUCCACAGAAUGCGUCAAAGUUAAUCAUGGUAUUUUUAGGCAGAAGCUGCUCAUGUCCAGCUUCUUAUGAUAUAAUUGUACAGAAGUAGUUUAUAGAACGGAUGUAGGAUGGACUUGGAUGGAUCGGAUCACGGACCCCCCUGAUUCUUCCGAUCCUACUUGAAAUGGUGGGAAGUCCAUCCGUUCCAUCCGAUCCAUCCCAUCCCCGAUCUGGCACCCCUAUCAAUUACUCUAAUAUUGAUUUAAGCUUUAAAUUUUGUCUUGUUUUCUUGUGUGAAUUACAAUUAUUCAAACUCAUAACAGAGGGUAAGGAGGCGAAAGUCGAGUACCCAAUUUUCGUGAAUUCGUUGCAGGAAGUGAACAGACUAAACAUCGACUCCGAGAUAGAUGUGAAAGAGAUGUUCCACCGACUCUCAAGAGGAUACAAGUAAUAUCACUUUUUUCAGAAGUACUAACUCAGAAGUUAUGUUCAGGUCGUCGAUCGCGACUUCCAAGAGGUGGAAAGUACGAGUACUCAUUAUUUUCCUAAGGGAAUACAAGUACUAAAUAGGAAAUACAAGUACUACUCAUUAUUUAACUUCCAAGACGAUGGGGAUACAACAACUAGAAGUACUUACGUAAGUAGUAUUUUUUCCCUCCUCAGACACAGGCACACAGUUGUCACACAGAGGUAGUUAGACCAAUCUAUAAGGCCUCAGUUACAUCCACCACCUCCUCCUCAGGUUAGACCAAGGUCGAUUAAGAGAUCUGUGUGCGGAUCUAGGAUUUCGAGACACUGAGGUAGAAGACAUGUUUGCCGAUUACUGUGGAGACAACGAAUUCGUAUCGGAGCCGUCUUUUAGAUUAUGAAAACUACAGGUGCUGGUCCUGCUGGCUACUUAUGUGUGCUACUUCUAGUCUAGAACAUGAAAAUAUGAAAAUUGUAGUUUGAUUCAAUUUCAAUAUCUUUUUUAUAUGAAUAUCAUCUCUAAAAAAUCUAGUACUACGAAAGGCAAUAGAACUACCCGUCCUUUCCACGACUUCUAAUCCCGCAACUGGUCGAGGAUAUACGAAACAUGACACCUAUAGCAGCCGUGCCACCGGGCUCACCGUCCAACUCACCGAUGAAGCGAGGCUGAUGAAAAAAGUGUGUUUCAGGAGUCAUGGAAACUUCUUUUGGAGCUGUUGAUGUUUUCCUUUUGCCAACGUUCAUCUUGAUUUGUGAGAAGGAGAACAAAAUUUUGAUAUGACGAUCCUCAUUCCGAACGACCCGCAGUUGUAAAUAAUACAUGAACUUUCUUGCCAUGAUACCAACACUAGAAGUGUCGAAGCAAGAACAAUAAGCGCUAAAGAUAUCUGCUGAAUGUGAGCUGUAGGUCAUCAAGCAGCACGACGUGGCUGCAGGUCAUCAUACAGAAGUAAGG